This is a messenger RNA of Salpingoeca rosetta, 213 nucleotides long. RefSeq lists its product as uncharacterized. The transcript has 2 exons. Bases 1 to 213 code for a protein of 70 amino acids. The record is from RefSeq and is a predicted model, not a curated record. Lineage: Eukaryota; Choanoflagellata; Craspedida; Salpingoecidae.
AUGACCAUCACAAUCAUCAGGUCUGGCAAAGCGCUGGCGUUUACGUCGUAUGCGGAGACGCUGAGCGGCUCGCUGCACCAACUACACAUAGCGCUGCACCGCGCCUGCACAACAGAGGCCGUCCCAUCCGUGCGGCUUGCUGCGUUCAAGUUGUUGUUGUUGUUGUUGUUGUUGUUGUUGGUUUAUCGUGGUUGGGUGGGCCCGUUCUUUUGA